Messenger RNA from Pedinophyceae sp. YPF-701, 1302 nucleotides. The record is from the annotation of a GenBank genome assembly. NCBI's taxonomy places the organism in Eukaryota, Viridiplantae, Chlorophyta, Pedinophyceae.
AUGCGGGUGAAACACGUCCAGUUUGCGAUCGACAGAUGCCUCGGUCGACGAUCCAUCAGCUGCAUUGCCACGGCGCCCCCGCGCUUCCCUCGGCCGGCGAUCAGCGCGCCCGGCUCGUGGCGCGAUCACAGAUGUCCGGGCUCUGACGCGAUCCUACAGCGGAGCGUCAGGAGCGUCGUCCCGCGCGCAGCUGCGAGCGACCCCCCAGCCACCCCUCCAGCACUGCCUCUCUGCGAGCGUGCGGCGACCGCGCAGUGCAAACUCGUCGACCUGGUCAAGCUGUACAGGACGUGUCAGGACACCAUCCAGGCGGUGGGGUCGAGUUGGGAGCAGGCGGACGAUGGGCCGGGGUUUGCCGAGCUCGCGCUGGAGCUCGAGUGGCUCUUCGAGGACGCCGUGGCCGAGGUCGUGGCGGACAACAGCACCUCCGAGCGCUUCCAGCGCAUCGCGCGCCUCGGACAGGGCUGGAAGGCCAUUCGGCAGGCGAUCGACGGCGUCGACGACGACAGCCUGCUUCCGAGCACCAAGCUGCGCCUGCGGAUGGGCAUCGACGAGAUCGCUGCGCUGUGGCGCCGGCGCGUGGAGACGCGCGAGCCCUUCCAGUACCUCACGUCCAGCGCCUUCUGGCGCGACGUCGUCCUCGCCGUCGGCCCCGGCGUCCUCAUCCCGCGCCCAGAAACCGAACUGAUGAUUGAUUACGCGACCGAGGCAGUAUCUGAGAACCCAGGGCUGACGUCGCUGCCCUGGGCGGACCUCGGCACGGGCAGUGGCGCCCUCGCCAUCGCGCUCGCCCGCCUCCUCGGCACCGGCAGCGUCGUCCACGCCGUCGACGUCAGCACCGCCGCGGUCGAGUACACGACGCUCAACGCCUCGCGCCUGCUGGGCCCGCGGACGGGGACGGUGUCCGCCGUGCAGGCUCCGUGGUUCGAGGGCCUGGCAGAGCUGCGCGGCCAGCUGGGGGGGGUGUUGAGCAACCCCCCCUACAUACCACGGAAGAACCUCGCGGGGCUGCAGGCCGAGGUGCGGGACUUCGAGCCGCGGCUGGCGCUGGACGGCGGGGACGGCGCCGGGAUGGACUCGCUCGAGGUGAUCUGUCGCGGCGCUGCGGAGUACUUGGCGCCUGGCGGGUUCCUUGCGCUGGAGACGGACGGGGACGCGCAGGCGGCGAUGGUGGCGGAGCUGCUCCGGGAGCUGCGGGACGACACCGGGGCGCCGGCGUUCGUGGCCGUGGAGAUCCGCCGGGACUACCGCGACGUCGGACGCUUCGUCACUGCCUCCAGAGCUUCCAAGCGGGCGUCGUGA